AAGAAAGUUAAAAAAAUAAAAAAUAGUAGAAACCGCCUCCAAUUGGAUGCACCAUAUAAGGACCUUUUAACUCAACGGUCUCCGGUAACACGAUCAUCUUCCGGCCAGUCUACUCGACGGAACCACCACAACCGCACCUUUGGUAAUACCUUCUCCGUCGGACUCAUGCCUAAGGUGAAGACGAAUCGGGUCAAGUACCCGGAGGGUUGGGAACUCGUGGAGCCGACUCUUAAUGAAUUGCAGGCUAAGAUGAGAGAAGCUGAGAAUGAUCCACAUGACGGAAAGAGAAAAUGUGAGGCUUUGUGGCCAAUCUUUAAAAUUGCACACCAGAAGAGCCGCUACAUCUUUGAUCUUUAUCAUCGUAGGAAAGAAAUUUCGGCUGAGCUGUAUGAAUUUUGCUUGGAUCAGGGGUAUGCUGAUCGUAAUAUCAUUGCCAAAUGGAAAAAGCCCGGGUAUGAACGACUUUGUUGUUUAAGAUGCAUUCAACCACGCGAUCACAACUUCAACACGACGUGUGUUUGUCGAGUACCCAAACAUCUGAGAGAAGAAAAGGUGAUCGAGUGUGUGCAUUGCGGUUGCAAGGGAUGUGCAAGUGGAGAUUGAUCAUCAUUUCAAUUUCUAGUGCUCUUGCUUUUGUUAUAUGCAAACCAUCACUUGUUAAACAUGUAUUUGAAUUGAAAGUCUAGUUCUCUUGUUUUUGUUAUUCUAGUUCUCUAGCCAAUGUUAUGUACUCUUGAUGUUUUCUCUUAGUUGGACCUUCAAAGACUUAGGGGUUGUUUGGUA
Molecule: messenger RNA, 783 nt
Organism: Helianthus annuus (common sunflower)
Lineage: Eukaryota; Viridiplantae; Streptophyta; Magnoliopsida; Asterales; Asteraceae
Product: protein BUD31 homolog 2
Exons: 4
Coding region: 166-603 (145 amino acids)
Biological process (GO): mRNA splicing, via spliceosome
Cellular component (GO): spliceosomal complex; nucleus
Source: RefSeq, a predicted model, not a curated record